Carassius carassius (crucian carp) is the source of this 968-nucleotide messenger RNA. RefSeq names its product trans-Golgi network integral membrane protein 2-like. The transcript has 4 exons. The record is from RefSeq and is a predicted model, not a curated record. NCBI's taxonomy places the organism in Eukaryota, Metazoa, Chordata, Actinopteri, Cypriniformes, Cyprinidae. The coding region runs from base 1 to 684 and encodes 227 amino acids.
AUGGAGAGCGAAAAAAAUGCUGCACAAGAUGAAAAGAAUAAAACCCUACCUGACCCUAAUAUAGAAGCUGAUAAAAACACAAAAGAUAAAGCUGAGACAAACGAUGAAGGAAAUGAAGACAAUGAGCAAAAUAAAGAUGGUGGAGAAAACCCAAAACCUGAUCAAACGGGUCAAGAGGAGCAAAAAGACAGUGGAGAUGUACCAAGUGGAAAAGAAGGUGAAAAGCCAGCCACAAUUGACCAAAAUGUGGUUGAAGAUGAUGAUACCCCUGAACCUGCUGAAGAAGGUGGAGAUGAAAUGGUUGAAAAGAGUGUAGAGAAGAUGACUGAGAACCCUACAGACAACGAAGACGAACAAAACACUGAUUUAGCCAAUGAUCUUGAUGAUGAAGAGGCUGAAGAUGAAGGUGGUGUUGAUGAUACUGCUGGUGAACCUUUAAAUGAACAGGACACGUUUAACAGCAAAACAGAAACCAAGGAUGAUAUCAGUCCAAAUUUUCAGUCAGAGAACGCAGAGAGCAGCCACUUCUUUGCCUAUCUGGUGUGUGCCGUUAUACUGGUGGCUGUGCUGUAUGUCACAAGGCACAACAAGCGCAGGAUUAUUGCCUUCGUCGUUGAGGGCCGGAGAUCAAGAGGCACGCGGAGACCCAAGACAUCAGAUUACCAAAAACUCGAGCAGCAUUGAGAGAAACCAGUCAGAUGAGUCAGCGGUGGUGGAAUCGAAAUAUUUGACUUGAUUUUGAAACUUGAAUUAAACAUAAUGAGUCAUGUAUCACCACUCAUAAACAUUGCACAGCAGCUGUCACGAAUUCAUCCCAAAUUAUAUUAAUAAUGAUGACAAUGUCUAUUGUAGCUCUACAAUAUCUGGGAUGAUCUUCAUUUAGGUUUAGAGCAUUACAAACACAUAACUGAAAUCCGCUGUGCAGGGUCAUAUUGUAGAUGUUGGUUCUGUGGCCUCUCGUUCGAUUU